AUGGCUUCUGCAUACUCCUCUGAACAAGUUGACCUAUACGAAGAGUACAUCUCUCUCCCCUCAAGAUAUCGACGAAGAAAUAGUCCUACACUUACUCUCGACUAUCUAACAUCUCUACACAUCCAUCACAUCUCCACUAUUCCUUAUGAAAAUCUACUCCUACACUACUCACCCGAUCACUCGGUAUCUCUAGACCCUCAAGCACUCUUCACAAAAAUCAUAAUCAAUGCUCGAGGAAGAGGCGGAUAUUGUUUAGAAGGUAGCACGUUCUUCAAUCACGUGUUAAGAGCGCUAGGCUUCCAAGUAUAUACCGCCGGUGUCAGAAUAAGACGUAGAUCCAUACAUGAUGGUGUUCCACGGGGAAAUUACAUUGGCUGGUUCCACAUCGUAAACAUAGUCACCCUCCCGGACACCCAAAAAUACAUGAUCGACGUCGCCUUCGGCGGCGAUGGAGCCACUAAGCCCCUCCCCCUCAUCUCCGGCCACUCAAUCCACAAUCUCGGCACCCAAGAAAUCCGUCUCGUGUACGAACCCAUCUCGCAACAAACCGAUCAAUCAAAACCUCUCUGGAUAUAUCAAUAUCGCAACGGACCUGACAAAGAAUGGAAUGCUUGGUACGCAUUCAGUGAACAUGAAUUCCUCCCUGAGGAUUUCGAUAUCAUGAAUUAUUUUGUGAGUACGAAUGUGAGUGACAGGAAUUUUCAGACGAAGAAUGUUUUGAUUGUGGCUUUUGUGACGGGAGUGGAUGAGGAGGGGAAAACAAAGAUUGUGGGGAAGAGAAUGUUGAUUAAUGGGUUGGUGAAGGAGAAUAUGGGGGGGAAGACAAGGUUGGUUAGGGUUUGUGAGAGUGAGAGUGAGAGGGUGGAGGUUAUUAAGGAGCUUUUUGGGAUUAGGUUGAUGGAGGAGGAGAUUGAUGCUAUUAGAGGGCGGAAUGUGGAAUUAAGAGGCUCUGAUGCGUCAGUGGAACGGUCGGAAGUGUGA
Molecule: messenger RNA, 981 nt
Organism: Botrytis porri
Lineage: Eukaryota; Fungi; Ascomycota; Leotiomycetes; Helotiales; Sclerotiniaceae
Exons: 2
Coding region: 1-981 (326 amino acids)
Molecular function (GO): acetyltransferase activity
Source: RefSeq, a predicted model, not a curated record